AUUCAGGAGUGUGUGGCAACUGAUAUUUCUCCAGAGACUGCAGAGAGCCUGUUUAGAAUACUAGAAGAUGACGGCAAUGAAGAACCCCCAUGGCAAAAUAGCAACACAGUCACUGUUACUUCAGAUGACCAGAAACAAGAACAAGCUGUUAAAUGUCUUGUCAAAAUGAUACAUCUUAUCCACCAAGCAAAUCUUAACAAAAGGCAACAGGUCCAUGUAAGUGUAAUAUUUACCUUAAACUCCCAUCAGUGAUCAAGACAUAAUUUCUCCUCACAAUAUUAGUACAGUAUCAAGCAGACGAGUGAUGAGAACUAAGAUUAAGGGAUGAUUAUUUGAUCUAACACCAAAUUCUCCAAACUUGCAUCUUAAGAAUUGUUUGGCAGAUAGUAAGGAGAAUUACAAAAUUGCGAUCUUGAAGAGAAGUCACAGAAGCUGGAGUAAAGUGUCUGAUGUAACAUCAAAGUUUGAUUUCAUUUUAUUGUCUAUUUGUAGUGUCUUGUAGAUACACCUUCAUUGUUGAAGAGAUUCCUGGAAAUUAUAAAGCUCAGGUAACAUGCAGUUAGAUACAGUAUAUCUCAGAAAAUGAUGAAUGCAAUGCUCAGUUAGUUAACAUUUGACAUAAGUUAUUCAAUUUUGACUAUCCAACAAUUUAAUAUGAAUUUAAAUGUUUUCUUGUGCAUUUAUGGACAAUUUUAGAGGUUUCCAAGCUCAUUUCUCAAGGACUGUCUUCAUGGUGGGUAAGUGUCUGGUGAAUUUAUGAGAAAUAAAAAUAAAAACUCAAAAAUUUUCAACACUUUUUAGCAGUAUUGGUUAAACAAGAAAUUUUCUUUCUUAUUUCUAGAUGCAAUUCCUAAGAUUCUGGAUUGUGAUAACUCAGCAGUUCUUCAGGUGACUAAGAGGCUUUUGAUCCUUAACAUCUUAACCCUUUAACUCCCAGAUCAAAUUUUUAAUUCUCCUUACUGUCAACCAUACAAUUCUUAUGACAUUAGUUCAGAGAAUUUGGUAUUGGAUCAACUAAUUAUCCCUAAAUUGAUAUUUUUCUUUAUUCUCAUCACUUAUCUGGUUGAUAUUGUAUUGAUAUUGUAAGGAGAAAUUCUGUCUUGGUCACUCAUGGGAGUUGAAGGGUUAAUAUCAGUAUGCAUAUUCUCCAUACUGUUCUCUAUACAUUUCCUAAGAUGCUGACAAGGAGAAUUUGUUUAACAGUCAAGAGCUUCUUUACUUGGUGAUCAUUUCCUUUAUUCUCCUGACCUUACUGUUUGAUUCAGGAGUGAUACUGUGAGGAGAAUUUAGAUGCUAGUCACUCUCAUCUUUAUCUCUUAGACAAAUUUCUCUUAAUACAAGUCUUCAUAAAUGAUGUUGAUUUUAAUCAUCAUAAUUACUUGACUUUUUAUGAUACCAACAUGAUAUUAGUUAAUUUUUUUCAACAGGCUAUAUUUCUUGGAGUUGGAAGUUUUGAACCUGUCAUCUCUGUUUUGAACUUUGAGGUCAGAUGUUCUGAAAACUUUUUGGAUGAUUCCUACAGUUAAAUUUAACACAAUUCUCAAUUGAUGAUGUUUUUAUCCUUUUCGCAUGGGUCCAUAAAACUUAUCUAAAACCAGUUUCUAGAAGUCUGUAAUAUGACAUACAUGUGUUAAUUUGAUUGACAGCUCCCUCUGCACCCCCCUCCCCCCUCACUCAAAUAAUUCAUUUUUGCUUAUUUUGCUAUGCUUUUACUUCAAUUCAAACUGUUCCUAGAUUUAAAAUCUUGACCUUGUUACUAAUUAGGGUUUUUGCAAUAAUUGAAUUUAACCCUUUAACUCAUACGAUCUGAUUGUCAAUUCUCCCUCUCCAUUAAGCUGUUACACAUUUCCUUCUAAGUUAGCAGCAAGAAUUUGGUGUUAGUUCCAGAUAACAACUACAUGAUAGGAUUAAAUAUUCUCAUUAUCUGUUUGCUGGAUAAUGUAUGAAUAUUGUGGGGAGACGUUACAUGCUAAUCACCUAUGGGAGUUAAAGAGUUAAAGUGACUAGGAAUUUUAGUCUAACUGUGUAUUUUGAGUUAUUAAGUAUUAAUUGAUGUUACUUAUUUAAACAGUGUGAAGAUGAAGAGACACAAAAUGUGCUGUACAAAAGCUGUGUGCUGGCAAUUCAAAGAAUCAUGUGUGCCUCACAAGCAGCAAAGGUGACCAAAGUGUAUGACAUGUUUUGAUAAAUUGUACAGGGUUGUAGUUGAUAGUGCAGGAGCCAUUGCCUAAGUGGUUACCAUGACGUACUGUGGAUAAGCCCUUCGCAUUCUUACAGCUGUAUACAUUUUUUUCAUACUGUUCUCUUUACAUUUCCAACUUCCCUAAAGUGCUCUUAAGACGAAGCUUUGUUUAGUUUGUCUUCCAAAUCAAAUUUUUAUUAAAUGUCUUGUUACAAUUUAUAGAUCAUUCAGCAUAUUAAACUUUAUUUCUUCCUUCACGCCUAAAUUUAAAUCAACCAUCAACAGUGUUGGUGGUCAAAGAGUUGCUUUGUGAAUGUGUCAAUGCUAAAUUCUUAUUCAUUUCAUUUUUAACUAUUUAUUAUCUCUGCCCAGACUGCCAAAUGAAUUCAAAUUAUUCAUAUUUUUCAGGAAGCAUUUAAAGAUAGCGUAGGGUUUGAAAGGAUUUGUAGAUACUUAAAAAGACUUCAUGCUCCAUCAAGAGAAUUCAUUCACCUCCUAUUCAAUUGGGUAGGUACUGUCGGCUUACUCCUUAGUUGUUAAUUACUUAACAAGUUAUCUGAUAGCAGUGACUAAACAAGGGUGAAAAAAAAAAUGCUGCCUUUAAUUCUCAGUGAUCACAAGAUAUAUGAUUAACACACAACUCUCUACAACUGACCCCAGCCAGGCUUGAACCUGGACCACUCAAUCUGGAGUUGAGUGCACUAACCAUGAGGCCACUGUGCCUCCACAAUUGUGGUCAUUGUGUUUUGUUCUUAGGCAAGACACUUUACUCUCACAGUGCUUCUCUUCGCCCAAGUGUACAAAUGGGUACCAGCAAAUAUGCUGGGGGUAACCCUGCGAUGGACUAGCAUCCCAUCCAGGGGGGAGUAGCAAUACUCCUAGCCGCUACAUGCUAAGGAAACAGGAGUUAAACAUUGGCCCCAUGGGCCACUUGGGCCUGUAUAAAGGCUUUACCUACUUACUUUACUCUCUACAACUGAAGGAAAAUUCCAUGAAAGGUUUAGAGCCAUUCAAUUUUUUUUUCAAUUUUAGAGUCCUAACUGCUUUUACAUCAAAGUUAUGCUGUUAAUUUAAUUUUUCAUGUUCCCCUCAUAUAUAUUUAUGUUCUUUAAAGGUAGUGGAAGGGAUUUAUGGUAAAGAAAACAAAGUGAUUAACAAUGUUGAUGUCGUGCUACUUCUUCUGGAUUGGCUUCCAUCUUUAUCAGCAGAAAACAAGAGGUAA
Messenger RNA from Pocillopora meandrina, 3404 nucleotides. NCBI's taxonomy places the organism in Eukaryota, Metazoa, Cnidaria, Anthozoa, Scleractinia, Pocilloporidae. The record is from the annotation of a GenBank genome assembly.